GUGCAGGGACCCUUCACGGUGAGACAGAGCAUCAACUUGCACAAGCUGCUGGUUGCCCCAAUCUAUGUGGCUAUGAUCUGGUACUUUGGCGGGGACCUCAGCCUCCGGCAAACGUGGGGCCCCGCUGCAGCAGCACUGCUAAUUUGCCACGGAACCUACGGCUUUCUAUGGGUUUACAAGGACAUCUACUUUCCUGAUGCCAGUUGGACGCAGGCAACCAGCGUGCUGGGCUUCAUUUCCUGCUUUGUUUAUCCGCUUGGUUUCUACUACACACCGAUGCUUUGCCUGGUUUCCCCAUGGUUCCACUUCAGCAGCUUCGGCAUUGGCUCAGAGCCUUGGAUACUAGCUGCGGGACUCUGGUUCUACAUCGUCGGCAUGUUCUACCACUACUGCGCAGACUUACAGAAGCAUGUGCAGCUCGCUUUCGAACGACCUCGCCGGCUCAUCACCACAGAGCUCUUCGCACACAUGCGAAACCCGAACUACUUUGGGGAGAUCAUGAUCUACACUGGCUUCGCCGUUCUCUCCAUGAACUGGCUACCGUUGGUAAUCUUUGCAGCUGUGUGGUUGCAGCUGUUCGUUCCCAACAUGCUUGCCAAAGAAGCGUCUAUGUCGAGGCAUGCAGCUUGGAAGGAUUGGGUUGCGCGCACGGGGCUGGUCUACCCGUGGCUGCCAUCCUUGCUGAAGGAGUUCUGCGCCAACGCCCUGUCAAAGAAGUCCUCCGUCGCGCACGCUGGGGCAGCUUAG
This is a messenger RNA of Symbiodinium pilosum, 747 nucleotides long. Lineage: Eukaryota; Dinophyceae; Suessiales; Symbiodiniaceae. The record is from the annotation of a GenBank genome assembly.